Molecule: messenger RNA, 1095 nt
Organism: Fusarium sp. VM40
Lineage: Eukaryota; Fungi; Ascomycota; Sordariomycetes; Hypocreales; Nectriaceae
Source: the annotation of a GenBank genome assembly
AUGUCUACCCCCAAAGAUUCCGAUGCCCAGAAGAUGGGCGAGCUCGCCGCUCCCAGCACUCCUGGUAACUUUCCAGACCUGCAGGAUGCUUCGCUGUCUCGGGUCUCUGAGGAUCAGCAGGCUCUCAUGCGCAUCCAGGACGCUUGGAACGAGCAUGGAGAUACCUGGAGCAGCGAGAUGAAGGAGAAGAUCCUUCACCAUCUCCCCGAUGUUCAAACUACCGAGAUCAACAAGGACACCCCCAGCAAGCACAAGCUCUACGCCGUCGAGUUCGACUUUGCCAGCUGGGUGCUCCUCCGAUGCAUCUACCCCGACCAGGCACUUCCUAUCCUCAAGGCUCUGAUUGUCGCGAAGCAUCCUGAUAUCCAGCCGGACAGUUUUGCUGGACCGGAUCUCGCCAAGAUGCGAAAGCCGGCCAAGAAGAGUUGUCAACAGAAAAAGGACGCAGUUGCUGCUUCGCACAACACCGGAUUGUCUGAAGCUCAGCUGGCAUUCGAUGAGAAGCGUCGUGCCGCUGGACCACGUCGAUGCGAGCCAUCGCGCGGCCCUUACCCACGACUUCCUAUGCAUUACGUAUACGACGUCAUAUUCUUCAUCCGCAAGACCAAGGCUCAGAUCCAAGAAGCUAUCUUCCUGAUCAAAAAGUCGCUCAAGUCGAAGCUCAGCAAGGUGAUCAACAAGUACAAGUACAUCAACCUCAAGAACCCCAAGGGGAUGGCUGGAGGUCAUGCUGCGUCCGAGAAGACUCCCAUGAUGGACGUCAAGUUCCUAGAGAGCUUGGAAUCGGGUUCUCUCGUUAACGACUCGGCCCCAGGUCUCUCGGGUAAGCAGUCUCAGGAGCUCAAGGACUAUACCGGCAAGAUGGCCGUUGCUGAUCAUCUGCUUGUUAACGAGAUGCACGGCAUCUCCGUUGUGACUGGUAGGAAGAUCAAGUUCAUGAUGGCUGAUAUCAAGAGUGAUUUGGCCAAGGCCAAAAAGCAGCAGAAGGCUCUUGAAUCGGAGGUUGCUGAGCUACAUGCGAUGAUCAAAGCUCUCCGCCGGGAGAGCAAGGUCCUGCACGAGCUGAAGGCAAAGACCACCAGCCUUGAUAAGUGA